AAGGUUGAGAUUUUGCUUUAAAAAGAGUGCAUUGAAGACAACGUUGCCUUUUUUUGUACUCUGGUGUUAACCUUUUGUUUUAUGUAAAAGCCCUUCCUUCUCAUUCUCUUUGACUUUCACAAAAAUGGCCUUUGCAACUCUCUUACCCUUUCUUGCAUUUCUUCUUCUACACCCUCUUUCUUCUACAUCUGAUAACAUCCUUUCUCCCAUCAUUGAUGAGAUCUGCAAAGGAGUGGAAUGUGGAAAAGGAACAUGCAAAGCUUCUCAGAACACCACUUUCUUCUUUGAAUGUGAGUGCCAACCUGGUUGGAAGCAGGUUCUUUCCAACGAUGAUAACUCAGACUUCAAGUUUCUUCCUUGCGUAGUUCCUAAUUGUACAUUGGACUAUUCUUGUUCCGAAGCCCCUGCUCCUGUUCAAGAAAAGGCAACAAAAUCCAAUGAGUCAAUUUUUGAUGCUUGCCGUUGGGUUGAUUGUGGAGGUGGGUCAUGCAACAAGACAUCAAUGUUCUCCUACAAUUGUGCAUGUGAUGCUGGCUAUUACAAUCUCCUAAAUGUCACGACCUUUCCUUGCUUCAAACAAUGUUCUCUUGGCAUGGGAUGCUCUGAACUUGGAAUAUCAGUGACAAAUUCUUCAAGCUCUGCACCACCCGCUUUGAAUGACAACACUAAGAAUGAAGGUAGCUCAAUGGUAGAAGGAAGUUCCCAUAGGGUGAGCAUGGUAGUUUUGUUGGUGGCCAUGCUCCAACUGCAAUAGGAUUAUUUUAGAACUAUUUCAUCUUCUGCUAUUUAUUUGGCUACCAUGCCAUCACAUUAGAGUUUAAUGCACAACACUUUUAGUUAUUAUAUAUCUUCAUUUCUCUUGUUUCUUUAUUCUCGGUGUAUAAUACAAUACUCCAUAGCAUAUUAAUGUAAUGAGAUAAAUACUAAUUAUUCUCAAAAUAUUUUACACGA
Molecule: messenger RNA, 951 nt
Organism: Vigna unguiculata (cowpea)
Lineage: Eukaryota; Viridiplantae; Streptophyta; Magnoliopsida; Fabales; Fabaceae
Product: neurogenic locus notch-like protein
Source: RefSeq, a predicted model, not a curated record